UUUAUUGGUAACAUUCCUGUGGUGGUUUUUUGUUUUUAUUUUAAUUUACAAGUUCACAGAGAGUGGUCAGAGAUAGUCCACAAUUUAUCUCUUAUCUAGUCAAAUGUGAUACGACCAUAUUUAAUACGGUUCUUUCGUGCAUGUUAAAUAAACAUAAAAGUAAAAGCAACCAGCUCGGCAUCCAAUCGGCUAGUUUAUUAUUUAAAAAAGAAAAAGAAAAAUUCGACAACAUGAUGCUGAUGCGAGCAAUGAUAAGAGCUAAUACACUACCUGCAUGUGUAAAUAGAAAUUUAACAAAAAAUCUGAAUACAAAGGCUGAUGCAGCAAUUUGCAGUGAAAGUAAACCAAAAACAUUUCAAGAUAGUAGCCAACAAAUUGAAUCUGAACAUCCAAAAGUAUCAACUGAAAGCAGAACAAAGCAACACACAUCACCUUUAACUGACACAUUCGGUCGCUAUCACACAUAUUUGCGUAUUUCAUUAACUGAACGCUGCAAUUUGAGAUGCAAUUAUUGUAUGCCAUCCGAAGGUGUUCCACUGACUGAAAAACCGAAACUACUUACCAACGACGAAAUUUAUCAUUUGGCAAAGAUUUUCGUUCAGCAAGGCGUUCGAAAGAUUCGAUUGACUGGUGGCGAACCAACUGUACGGAAAGACAUUGUCGAUAUAAUAGCGAAUUUGAAAAAGCUAUCCGAUCAAGGGCUUGAACAAAUUGGAAUCACAACGAACGGAAUUAUGUUGACAAGACUGUUGGUACCGAUGCAACGGGCAGGAUUGGAUGCCAUCAAUAUUAGUUUGGAUACGCUCAACGCUUCUAAAUAUGAAAAGAUUACCAGACGAAAGGGCAUGGAACGAGCUAUAGCUGGAAUCGAUCUAGCUGCACAGUUGGGCUACAAACCGAAAGUGAAUUGUGUUGUGAUGAAAGGUUUCAAUGACAACGAAAUUUGUGAUUUUGUUGAAAUGACCAGAGAUAAGCCGAUUGAUAUCAGAUUUAUUGAAUACAUGCCUUUUAGUGGCAACAAAUGGGAAACCGAGAAAAUGGUAUCGUAUAGAGACAUGUUGUCGAUAAUUAAAGGUAAAUUUGACAAUUUCGUCGAUUUGCCGAACGGCCCAAAUGAUACUUCGAAAGCCUGGCACGUACCUGGCUACGCCGGUCAGAUCGGUUUCAUAACGUCUAUGACCGAACACUUUUGCGGAUCUUGUAAUCGUUUGCGCAUUACCGCUGAUGGAAAUUUAAAAGUCUGUCUGUUCGGUAACACAGAGGUGUCACUGAGAGAUGCACUAAGAAGUGAUUGUUCUGAAGAUGACUUAACUGCACUGAUUUCGGCAGCUGUGAAGCGUAAAAAGAAGCAGCAUGCAGGCAUGCUGAACUUGUCUCAUAUGGAAAAUCGUCCAAUGAUACUUAUCGGUGGAUAGCAUUUUAUGCUGUCGUCCUUGUAAGGCACAAUCAAUUCAGCGACCAGUUCCUUCAAAAAAGCCACUCUACUGAACAUGACCAACAGCAUUCUCUCUUCAGUUGCUCCAUUUCCAAACACUCCCUUUCGAAUGAUGUCGUCAUCUCCAAAGUUUACUCACGUCGAUAGCGAUGGGAAAGCUCAUAUGGUCGAUGUUGGCGACAAAAGCUCAACGUCCAGAAUUGCUAUCGCCAGUGCUCGUGUCUAUGUCGGCCGAAAAAUUGCUGAACUCAUCCGAGCCAAUUCCAUCGCCAAAGGUGAUGUACUAUCGAUAUCUCAAAUAGCCGGAAUAAUGGCAGCUAAACGAACAUCGGAAAUCAUUCCGCUAUGUCACAACAUUCCCUUGUCGUCAGUUAAUGUGAAGACUGAAUUAGAUUUAGAUAAACAUACGGUUAACAUUCAGUCGACUGUUAAAUGUGAAGGAAAGACUGGUGUUGAAAUGGAAGCUCUAUUGUGCUGCACUACGGCAGCACUAACCGUUUACGAUAUGUGUAAGGCAUUGUCUCAAGACAUUGUCAUCGGUGAUGUGAUGCUAAUGCAUAAAUUUGGCGGAAAAACUACUUACAAUCGUACGAUGGAUAAAAUUGAUGAGCCGAUCGUUUUGAAAAAGUACGAGACGAAACCCAUCGACCCCAUGGAAACAUUUGUACCGACACAUAUUUAAGCCAAGCUUCGUAAUUUCGUUUCAAUUUUUUUUUUGAUUCUGUACAUUGAAUUACAUUGUGCCUUUACUAAAAAGAACAAAAAAUUUUAAAUUUAAAUAUUGUAACUGUUUGUAACGAUGGAAUGCACAUAUCCACACAGUUUGUGAUUGCAAAUUAUAUUCCAAGUUUUAUUCAUUUAUCGUUAAGCAUUUUAUUACAAAUAAAAUAUAUUUUUACACACAUUU
Molecule: messenger RNA, 2342 nt
Organism: Bradysia coprophila
Lineage: Eukaryota; Metazoa; Arthropoda; Insecta; Diptera; Sciaridae
Product: Molybdenum cofactor synthesis 1
Biological process (GO): Mo-molybdopterin cofactor biosynthetic process
Molecular function (GO): 4 iron, 4 sulfur cluster binding; GTP 3',8'-cyclase activity; metal ion binding
Source: RefSeq, a predicted model, not a curated record